Molecule: messenger RNA, 5316 nt
Organism: Cyanidioschyzon merolae strain 10D
Lineage: Eukaryota; Rhodophyta; Bangiophyceae; Cyanidiales; Cyanidiaceae
Product: TATA-box binding protein-associated factor 1
Exons: 1
Coding region: 1-5316 (1771 amino acids)
Biological process (GO): transcription by RNA polymerase II; RNA polymerase II preinitiation complex assembly
Cellular component (GO): transcription factor TFIID complex
Molecular function (GO): RNA polymerase II general transcription initiation factor activity; TBP-class protein binding; RNA polymerase II general transcription initiation factor binding
Source: RefSeq, a predicted model, not a curated record
AUGUCCAGUGAUAAUGGAGCGGUACCUCGCGGAGACUCCAGCGAGUUCCAGGACGCAAACUGGCCGGCAGAUGCCGCCCCAGCACUGAGCGGCUUUCUCUUUGGCAACGUCGACGCCGAAGGCCGUCUCGAAGCAGACUACCUCGAUGCGGACGCGAAAGCCUCGCUGCACGUCAUAGCACCAAUGGUGCUGCCCGACGAUGCCGAGGUGUUCACUGUCGCUACAGCACGCGCGAGCAAAAACUUCAACGACGGACACGAGCUCGGAGCGGACCCGAGGGCCUCGAGUGCGCUCGGGAGAGGCGUGUCGCAGGUGCUCACCUCCGCUCCACUGAACGGGGAUACUGGUCUGGUGCAUGCUGCCUCCGCUGCGCCUGAGACCGAACAAGAUCGAGUGAGGCCGCUGCGCUCGACCCCGUCGCUUGUCCAAGACAGGAGCGCGUCUCCCGAGAACCUCGACUUUUACGAUGCGUCUGAUCUCUCUGAAGACCUCGAUACCAGUUUCGACUCCCCGGGAUUUAUGAAGCCCUCUUCGAGCGCUCCACAGCGGACGUUGGAAGUGGUCGUAGGGGCAUCGGAGGGCGCGCUGCCUUCCGCUGAGAGCAGCGAGCAUCAACACCGGCACGGAGACGAAAACGCGUAUAGCCUUCAUGAGCAAGCUGCUCGCGAGGCGCUGCUCUCCACGGACUAUGACGCCCUAAGUGAAGGCGAUGAUGAAACGGGCGACUCGAAACUGAAGGUCGCCGAGCCCGCCAGACUCGGACCUGGAACCUCAUCUGCGGGCUCUGAACGAGCGUUGCUGUCGGCGGAGAGAGCGCCCCUGCAACCUCAACCGGCUGCGAAAGCCUCUUCGCCUCAACAGAAUCUUUGCUCAGAUACGGAUAUACCGCGUUUCACGCGCUUCCUUGUGCCAGAGGAGCUGGUGCAUCCAUUUCACGCCACGAAGCGGAAACGAAUCCGCUGGCAGAGCAAGUCGACACAAGCAGAUGAUCCGUCCGAACGCCUGGUCGGUGAGGAGCUUCUCUUCCAACGACCAGAGGAUCUCAGAUGGAUCCGUUUUCCCUAUGCCUACCUGAUUUUAGACGACAUGCAAGAGGUACAGGAGCUCUUGCGCAAGACGAUCCACCGACGUGUCCUAGCGGGCCGCGCUGGUGAAUCCAAAGCGAAUACCCGCCGCUGCACACCGCUGGUAGCUGAAGCGGUCACAGAGAUAGCGUCCAGUCGUGAAGGUACUCCAGCGACACCAGCACACCAAGCCGUCGAGGCGCCUGUAGCGGAUGCUCACCGCUCUAACGGGCGAUUGGCUGCAGGGGAGCGCACGCGAGCCGCAGCACCUUGUGCUCGUCCACAUACGACAAGCGCGGACGAUACCUGCGCUGCUUUUCUGUGGCAGCAAUGGCAAUGGGAGCAGGAUGUCUGCUGGGAAGAAACCAACAAGUCCACAACAUUGCGAUAUUUGCCGGCUUCAGAGCGACUCGAACAUGACGCGCAGCGAAAUGAAGCGCUUGUCAAUGGCGCCUGGACGCAGCUGGUCGCCUGGGAAGGACCGGCACCUGUGUGGCAGCGCUGGCGUCAUCAGCUGGGGAAGAAAACCACCAGCGUACUAGAACUAGAUGAGCAUGCGAUUGCCAUCAGCAGACGAUUCAGCUGGCUGCAUCUGGAUGAGAAUGAUCCUCAGCUGAUUCUGUGUCGCGCUGCGAAUCGGCUGUUAACACAAUCAGCGCCGAAUCUGUACCUGCCGCAGCAGUUAGGCCAGAUAGAGUCCCUGCUCAUGAAUGCGUCCAACGAUCGUUUUUACGGUAUCGAGAUGACCGGGCAAAGGCGACGGAGUGCCCGCACCGAGGCCCUCGCAAACUUGCGUCAUGCACUGAAAGCGCGCCAGGGCUAUACCUCGGCGUGGUGCUACGGCUACACGGAACCCCAGAGUUACUAUCGACCGAAUAUCUUGCCGAUACUCUGGCAGUUGUGCGGUCAGCGUGCGGUGCCGUUGCUCCUAUUUGCGGCAAAGUCGGCGCCCUCGAUGCUACCGCACGAGAUGCGUGCCUGGGUCCCGAAGAGCUGGAGCGACCUCUCGGGCAUUUCGCCCAAAGCAGGCGGAGAUAUUUACUUGUUUGAAUAUCCACUGGAAGCCGAUCCUUUUCUGGUCCAAUUGCCAGGUAUGGCUAGUCGGCUGCUCACCUAUAGUCGCCGUGCAGCUGACGACACGGUCUCGAAUCCCAGCGAAGACCCCGAUACCGUCUAUCUUGCCGCAGACGACUUGCCUCCGCUGCACACCGGAGACGUGCGCCCCGGUCAGGUGUUACGCGUCUAUGAGAACAAUGCGUUUGCGGCUCCGUUUGAACCCGUUUCGCCACCUCAAACGGACUUUUUGGUCGUCUGUUCCGCUCAGCGCGGAUUAUACGUACGUCCAAUCAAGCAAGUCCUAGCGAUCGGGCGUCUCGAGCCACGGAACCGGCCCAAGGUCAUGAUUCCCAAUAGUGACCGCAUGAAGCGUUUCGUGAAAAACAAGAUAGAACUCGAUGUAACUCGUGAGCUGAUUCGGCGUGGCGAUACCGGGGUCGAGCGCUCCGAGGUCAUUCAGAUGUUCCCGCGACGUCGGGUUUACCCCGAGACCACGAUUGCGAGCGUGCUGCGCGAGACUUGCGACAAUGCCCGGAACCGUUACGUUAUCAAGAAGAACUAUGUAGAGACCGUAUGGCCCAAACGUGAGCUCGAGUUGUUGCGUUUCGUGACGCCCGAGGAAACCUGCGCCUUCGAAUCGAUGGAAAUCGGCUGGGAGCAGCUGUCUGCCAAAGGGAUCACGAUCUUUUCGAGCCCGUCUAUGCAGGGAAACAUCGUUGGCGGAGCCGAGAAAGCAGGUCUCGGAGCCCGAGGUAUCGAGAUUGCUCGCUACAUUCGAGAGGAACUGGCCAAGACACGUUGGGUUCGCACUGAGGUGCUCGUGCGCGCUCAGAAGAGUCUCCAGUUCGCGCUGCGGAGUGUACUGAGUGCUGCAUCCCUGGCGAUGGAUAUCUUACGCGGCAAUCCAGCUGCGGACGAUCGACUCAAAACCAUGUCGCGGGAUGAUGCGCUGCGGUUUUUGAAAGUGCAGUUCUCAUGCAACCUGAACCCUUCCCAACGCGCAGCCAUUGACGUUGCCGAGACCAGAGCUGCCACCGUCCGUCAAAUUGCCCUUGAGAGAGCCCGUCAACGCCCGCUUGUACCGCUUGCUGUUCAAGUGCAACGUCUCAUCGAUGAACACGUCCAGACGGUACGGGCGCUCUCGCUGGAGCACCAGCUGGUGCUGCUACGUGAGGGAUACCCCCGCAGCGCCACCGGUCGCCCUAGCGGCAGCGGCCUCAACAACAACAUCGGCAGAAAAGCGCUGCAACGCAUGGAGAAUUCUCGGGCAACGAACAUGCCCAAACCUGCUGAUGACUGGGAGGAGCGGCAGGAGCUGUCACGUCUGUUGGCCUCGCAGCGGCGGAGUGUGCCGGCUCCGAUGGACUCGGGACUCUCCGUAUCCGGUUCUGAUCGGCGCUCAGAGGCGUCAAGCGCACCUGUGCAGUAUGUGCGCAAGCGUCGCUUGAAGAUCAUCCGCCGAAUCAACGGUCAGGUGCAGGUGCUGUAUCUGGAAGAUCCCCAGGAGAUAGAGGCGUAUCUUCAGCAUCGGCGGAUGCGUGAGGAGGCCCUCCGCACCGGCAUUGGGGGCGGGAUCGGAUUCGCUGCUCGCAGUAUGACACAGAGUCGCAAAGCAGGUAAGAAGGGAACCGCAGAAGAGCGUCUCCGGGAGCGCCUCGAAGAGUUGGCUGAAGCAGCGCGGCGCAUCAACGCGUGGAUGCUGGGGCCCACGACGGCGCUCGGUGCCGCCAAACCUGCAACAACAAUGACAACAACAACAGGAGCAGCAGGAGCAGCGACCAGUGCUUCUAAUGGUGCAAGUACCGCUCAGAGCUCACACGCUAUCGCGGAAGCGCUCUCUGGCGCCGUGCAUACGAUCCGAGAGUCCAUUCGGAUCAGCGGUGCCUCAACAAACCAGGCCGUAGGCACUCUGGGAGACACCGGGCGCCUGCAGCAGCGGCCUGCAGCGCCACCGGCAACGUCCAUGAGAGCAGAGACAGGUGCUGCUUCUAUGCAGCAUCAUCAGGCGGGUCUGUGGCUGGACGCGAGCGCCUCCAACUCGACCGAUGUCUCUUGGUUGCGGGUGACACUACCAAAUCAGCAGCAGCAGCAGCAGCAGCAGCAGCAGCCUGCAGGAACGCCUCCAGUAGCCAGUUUUCGCAGUGUAGCCGAACGCGACGGUGAGGCAUCCCUACUGGAGCCUAGCCAGGCCGGGUUCCCCGCUGCGCACCGCAAGCCCGACACCAUCGAGAGCGGUCAGCACGGAGACCAGAUACCUUCUGUCGAGCACAGUGACCAGCAGGGAGCAUUUGCGUGGCUCGCCCCGGAUCGAGCGAAUGCGCUCACCUCAGACCUGAGUCAGUCAUCGAGCCGAAACGCUUCCCCGAAACCCUCAUCACUCGUCACCAAUGGCGCUGGUGCGCCCAGCCGCCUCAAGCUGCGCAUUCCCGCUGCACUUGCAACCGAAGCGCCGGGGCUUUCUCAGGGAGCUCAGCUGCACGGCACUGCGGAGAGUACGAGUGGCGUGCCGGCACCGGCGCUGACUAGUGAAGCGCCCCCCUCAUCCGGUGUGCCGCGCAUUUUCAUUUGGGCACCCAAAGAUGAGCCUGAGGGCUCGCUAUCCGCAUCUACGCGGACGUCGAGCGGAUUCGAAGCAUCCACCGCCCUGGCGAAGGAUACGACCCUCUGGGUGGAACAGGGCUCAUCACCGCGACCUGGUCCCCGAGUUCGGGUCAGCAAACGUAGCAGCGGCAAAGUGCACCUGAACAAUAUUCUACGGGAGGUGGAAACCUGCGUUCGCGAUGCCGAAGGCGUUGUUGUUGCCACCACGCCCUACAUCUCUGUGGUGCGCGUACGUCCGGGUGAAGCGCUGCCCCCGGGCGGGCUCGAUCGACCCGCCAAGCUUGCCGUAGCCGGGAACAUCGACUUUAUCAAUCCGGUACGUGACGCUGCGUACCGCAAGAAAAUACCGUUACCAAAGCAGAUGUACUUGCAGAGAAUACGGCGCAAAUGUGAGGAGGUCGCCUAUAAUUCGGUGGACGAGUUCCUGUCGGAUAUGCGCCAGAUUGUAGAGAAUGCUCGUCAGUACCAUACAGCUCCCGAAGCACACUGGGUCGUCCAACACGCCGAGUACCUGCACGAGGCAGCCGAGGAGGAGCUCAAGAAACGACAACAGGAUAUCGACGAGGCGAUUCAACGGGACGCGCAGGCACCCUGA